AGCCUCUUUGUUCAGACGUCGCUGUGACUCCGGGGUCGCGGGUUCGAGACCGGUCCGACCCGUUCCUCCUCCGUGUUUACGCCGCUGGAAGCCGCUGGAAGCCGCCGGCUGCUCCACACUCGGUCUGCUACGCCCCAGAGCCGGGAGGAAGACGGCUGGAGCGGCUCUCCGCGCUGCCUCCACCCGGGAGAGACGCGCCUCCAGCCGGGAGACGGACCGGGACGGGACGGAGGAGCGAGCGGACGGCCCGGGCCCGGCUCAUGGUCCGCCCUCACCGAGGCGCCUUUGUUUCAGCGAGGACCGUGAUCUGCUUCCCCCCGCGGCCAUGAGAGGAGCUCGGGUCUCCGGUGAAGAAUGCGCCGCCCCCCCGCCGGCGUUAGCUCCGCCGCGGCUCCAUGGCCAACGCUAGCAACAUGCUCCUGGCCUCCGCCGUGGUGGUGUGGGAAUGGCUCAACGAGCACGGCCGCUGGCGGCCCUACAGCGCCGCCGUGUCCCACCAGAUCGAGGCGGCCAUCCGGAGCGGAGACCCCCGCGGAGGGAGCGUGGUCCUCGGCCAGGUGGACAGCCGGCUCUCGCCCUACAUCAUAGACCUCCAGUCCAUGCACCAGUUCAGGCAGGACACAGGGACCAUACGUCCGGUGCGGAGGAGUUUCUACGACCCCUCCUCGGCCCCGGGUCAGGGCUGGCAGUGGGAGUGGGAGAACGACGCCGGCUCCUGGACGCCGUACGACAUGGAGGUGGCCAUCGCCAUUGAGUGCGCCCACAGCCGGCAGCAGGCCGGCCUGGACCUGACGCCGCUCGGCUUCUGCUACCUCAUCGACUUCCAGAACAUGACGCAGGUGAACAGACAGAGCCAGCGCUGUCGGAGGAUCCAGAGGCGAGCGGACGUGGCCUACCCUCUGGUCUCCGGACCCCUGCCCAUACCCAAAGGAGGCGGUCUGGGAGGAGGGGGCGGUCUGACGGGGGCCCUGCUGGGGGUCGGGGUGUCUGGCGCCGGCAUGGGGAUCGGAAGCUCCGUCUACCCCAACGGAGGCGUGGCGGUCACCGGGCUGGGCCAGCCCUGCUCCUGCCAGCAGUGCAUGCUGGUCCUGAGCGUGAAGACCAACACCACGGGCGGGGGCGGGGGCGGGGCAGGGAUCCAGACUCUGGGCCGCCGCUCACUGACCAUGCAGCGCUCCAAGACUUCGGCGCCGGCCGCCUCCAAACCCCUGAGCCCGUCCAAGUCGGCCACCCUGGGCCGAGGCCUGCAGCAGAACUCCAACUCCAACUCCAACUACUACCAGACCCUGCCGCACGGCCUGGCCAUCUCCAGGAACACCGCCUCGCCCCGCCGCAACGCCCAGCUCUUCGCCCAGUCGCUGGCCGCCCUCACGGCGGGCGCCUCCUCCAUGGCCGUCUCCGCGUCCUCCGGCAGGCCGCCGCCGCCGUCCCUGCCGCCCCCCCAGCCCCCGUCGUCCGUCCCCCCGUCCAUCCCCCCCAAGCACUCCGCGUCGUCCUCGUCCGCCGCCGGCGAGCCCGUGCCCACCGCCACGCUCGUCACCCCCGCCAGCGCCGUCACCACGCCGCCUUCCCCCGUGCCGUCCCCGUCGCCGGUGGUGAUGAAGCCGCAGCGCACGCCGUCCACCGUGUGCCACGCCCCCCUGCCGCAGCGCUCCAGCCUGGCCGGGCUGAGCCGGCCGGCGCUGCAGAGGAUCGCCAUGGCUCAGUCCAGAGCGCUCAUCGCCUCGGGCGUGCCCACCGUCCCCGUCAAGAACCUCAACGGGUCCAGCCCUGUUCACCCCGCCCUGGCCGGGAUCACCGGGAUCCUGAUGAGCGCCGCCGCUCUGCCCGUCUGCCUGACCCGCCCCCCCAAGCUGGUGCUGCACCCCCCGCCCGUCAGCAAGAGCGACAUCAAGCCGGUGCCGGGCUUCGGACACUGCUGCAGGAAGACCACCAAGAAGCAGGCCCGCAAAGGUAAAACUCCGGAGGAGGUGGUGAAGAAAUACCUGCAGAAGGUGAAAAGCCCUCCAGAGGAGGACUGCACCAUCUGCAUGGAGCCCCUGGGGGGCCCGUCGGGGUACAAGGGCCCGGGCGUGGGCCCGGCGGCGCGGGCGGAGGCGGUGGGCCGGCUGGCCCAGUGCGGACACCAGUACCACUUCCAGUGCCUGCUCGCCAUGUACAACAACGGCAACAAGGACGGCAGCCUGCAGUGUCCCACCUGUAAAACCAUCUACGGCGUGAAGACGGGCAACCAGCCGGCCGGGAAGAUGGAGUACCACGUCAUCCCGCACUCGCUGCCGGGACACCCCGACUGCAAGACCAUCCGCAUCAUCUACAACAUCCCCCCCGGCAUCCAGGGUCCAGAGCAUCAGAACCCUGGGAAGCCCUUCACUGCCAGAGGCUUCCCCCGGCACUGCUACCUCCCCGACAGUGAGAAAGGGCGGAAGGUCCUCAGGCUGCUGCUGGUGGCGUGGGACCGCAGGCUGAUCUUCUCCGUGGGGACGUCCAGCACGACGGGCGAGUCCGACACCGUCAUCUGGAACGAGGUGCACCACAAGACGGAGUUCGGCUCCAACCUGACGGGCCACGGCUUCCCCGACCCGGGACACCUGGACAACGUGCUGGAGGAGCUGCGAGCUCAGGGCAUCACGGAGGACGACGGGCUGGUGGAGAAGUGAGGGGGCGGAGCUACAACGCUCCCGACCAGGACGAAGCACCAGACUUCACACACAGACAGCAGCAGCGGGCGGAGCGGGACGCCAGCACUCCAAAACAGCUUUUCAAACGAGGACGACAAACCAAACCGGAGGAGGAGGAUGGAGGGACGGGCGGGGGCGGGGGGGGGGGGGGGGGGGGGGGCGGGGCCAGCGGCGGGAAACACCAGCCGGGGACUUCAAGUCUGGAGGGCGAAGGAGUCGGUACUAACAUUUAGGACAAAAACAAGUUAGCUUUACUGAGAGAGGCUGGAAGAGAUGGACAAACAUUAGAGCAGUGCAAACACAACUGUCUACAAGAAGGACGAAGAGCGAGGAGGAUGAGGAGGAGGAGGAGGAGGGGGGGGGGGGGGACAGGAGGGGAGGGGAGGAGGAGAGGGCAGCAGGAAGAGACAUGAUGGAGGCCGGACGUAGCUUAGCAUAGCGGUAGAGUAAAACUAACUUGUGAGGUGCUUUCUCCUCCACACUGGAGGCAGGGGGGGGGGGGGGGGGGGGGGGGAGCUUCCUUCAAACCACCUGCUCCUCCAGGGUUCACGGUGAUGCUGCCCCGCCCCCUUGUGGCGUUUCCAGUGAACAGCAGCUGAGAGCUGCCUGAACGAACGAACCUGAUGUUGGCUUCUGAUUUUAUUUGAAUCCUCAUGGAAAUCAUCUCAUAUUUGACCUUUUGACCUCUGUGGGUUUAACCUCCGACCUGUUGAGAAGCCCUGAGGGAAUGCGGUUUCUGGGUUUUUCCGGCUCCCACUCGUAGGUACGGCUGUAUCAGACCAGCAGAGUGAAGCUGGAGCCUGAUUGGCUCUGGCCGUGAGGUCAUGUGACUGUGCUAACCCCAGCCCUCCUGUUUAGUUUAGCAUUAGCUCCGCCUCGGCCCGGGCUUCAGAUUAUAAUCUGGUACGAACAGAACUCGCUCCCCGGUACGAGUUGACCUUCAGAAACACAGGCUACGGUGUGUGUGUGUGUGUGUGUGUGUGUGUGUGUGUGUGUGUGUGUGUUGGGGGGGUCACUGCAAGUUUGCGGUACAUUUGAACUUGUAUGAGCGUCAGAUGGACUCCGCCCACCAGAGGGCGCCGUCGUUCUCUGACCUGGACGUCCAGAUUUAUGCAACGCCAACGGUCUCUGCUGUUUUUGGUGAAAAGAUGUAAAAACGUGAGCUUUAAGUGCUCCACUUCAACGGAAAGACGCUCCUCGUGGCCCCGCCCCCUCUGACACCUGGUUGGCUGCUUUGGGAGAAGCUGUGUGUGUGUGUGUGUGUGUGUGUGUGUGUGUGUGUGUGUGUGUGUGUGUGUGUGUGUGUGUGUGUGUGUGUCUUGAAGCAACACUCCAGCUGAAGGUUUCAUUUAGGUUCUUCAUAGAGAAGAGGGUACUCUUUUAUUCUCCUGUAUUUUUUUUAAUAAAGUGUAGUCACUUUUUUAUUUCUAUAGCAUUUCUCAUCACAUUAUCAUAGAUUAAACUGCCUUUUUUCUCAUUUUGUACAUUUUCAUUGUUUUAAUGAUGUUUCAUUUGUUUACAAAGACAGUAUUAUGAAAUACUCCGUCUUUUUUUCACUCGAUGUACAGACAUUAAGCUGGUUUAUGUGGUCUUUUCUUUGGAAAAGGACUUUGACGGUAGGCUUUUAUCUAAGUUUAUGAUUAGAAACGGUACACUUGCUUUUCUGUGACUAUUUUUUCCUACAUAUCAUCAGUUGUGCAUGGAGAGCCGAGGCCUGUGACCUUUGAGAAGCUUUUAUAGCCAAUUUGUAGACAAACAUUAAAGUUUCACAGCAAAUGAAAGCAGUUUUAAAGCUUUUAAACGUUACUGAAGUCACAUUACCGCUGUUAUAUGUUGCUCUUUUCUUCAAAAGCUGCAC
Salarias fasciatus (jewelled blenny) is the source of this 4536-nucleotide messenger RNA. Its product is annotated as E3 ubiquitin-protein ligase DTX1-like. NCBI's taxonomy places the organism in Eukaryota, Metazoa, Chordata, Actinopteri, Blenniiformes, Blenniidae. Bases 396 to 2657 code for a protein of 753 amino acids. The transcript is spliced from 12 exons. Gene Ontology annotation, molecular function: zinc ion binding. The record is from RefSeq and is a predicted model, not a curated record. Gene Ontology annotation, biological process: protein ubiquitination; Notch signaling pathway.